Drosophila busckii is the source of this 3793-nucleotide messenger RNA. RefSeq names its product keratin, type II cytoskeletal 5. NCBI's taxonomy places the organism in Eukaryota, Metazoa, Arthropoda, Insecta, Diptera, Drosophilidae. The coding region runs from base 208 to 3774 and encodes 1188 amino acids. The record is from RefSeq and is a predicted model, not a curated record. The transcript has 5 exons.
UAACAAAUGUGUAAAUUGUCGCUUGUGGUAUAAAUAGAAAAUUUGGUGAUCCAAUUAAUGUCGUACGCUAGCUAUUUUCGAUAUUCUUUUUCAAACUGUCCAACCAUAAACAUAACAAAACAAAAAAUUGAAAUUUGUGUUCCAAUAUAAUUUACUUUUGAAGACACUGAACAUAGAAAGCGAAAGAACAAAGUUGGAGGGUGCACUAUGGCAUUCUCAACACAGAAGGAGUUCUUCCAUGUACCGUUUAUGAACGAGUCCGUGGAAUAUGAGUGCCAAGAAGUGUGCGUUAAGCUCAAAAGCUAUCCCUCCACAUUCGAUGAUCGUGCCUGGGCAGCCGAUGAUGAGAAAAAGUCACGUUUUGUGUCUGAUUUAGUGAGCUGCAAUGCACCGCUAACCGCUGGACGACCAGGUGAUGGUGCUGGCGCCGGCGCCGGUAGAGGUGGUCGUGGUGGGCGGGGCCCUGAAGGGCGCACAUUGGGUGCAAAGGGAAAGAGACCGGGACAAGGACAAGGACAGGGAAAAGGAAAGGGACAGGGCGGACCUGAUGACAAUCUAAUGAUGGGUGACAGUCUUAUCCAUGCAGCGGAUGAAACACUGGGACGCGUUAAGGAACUCAUGGUGAAGAACAAUUUGCUGCAAAAGCAGCUAGACGAUUCCAAAGAUCGUUUGGUCACUGCCAAGGAGGAGAAUGCUGAAAUCAAGCGCAUUAUGAAUCAACGCUAUGAUCCAGAAAAGAGCAAAGCGCUUAAAAAGAAAAUCAAAGAGCUCGAAGAUGCCAAAAAAAUUGAUCCGCGUGAUGCGCAAGAGUUAAAUGCAUUGCAGCAAUCCAUUGAUGAUAUGAAUAAAGCACAUGAUAUACUUGAAGCGGAAAAUAGUCAACUUAAGCGCCUGGUGGAGAAGCAAUCGAAGCGCGUGCCCAUGGAAAGCAUCAAAAUAGAUCCCGAGAAGAGCAAUGAUGUAAAUUACUUGCAAAAUAAAAUAGAUAAUCUGGGCAAAGAGCUGGCGCUUUUGCGUCAGGCUGAGGAUGAGUGCAUGCGGCAAGCGCAAGCAGCAGGAGCAGAGCUGGGUCAACAAUUGGGUGACUCUGAUGUGGACAACAUAGCCAAAAUUUUGGCUGAACGAGAUUCACUGCGUCGCAAACUCAAGUCACUUGCCGCGCUGGAGGACAAGGUGAACAAGCUGCAGCAGAAGGCGGAUCAAGCCGAUUACACCUCGGGCGACUUGGCUCAGAAUCUCAAUGAACAGAAUCGUUAUAUUAACGAUAUGGAAAACGAAAUGCAAGACAUGCAAAAAUACUAUGAGAACGAAGUAGAGCAGACCAAAUACAAUGAGCAAGUACUCAAGUGUCGCUGCAAGGAGCUCAAGGAUCAGGUGGUUACCCUACAGCCAGCGGUGCAGCGCGUCGAGUGCCAGCAGUUGGAAAUUGAUGUAUUGCGUAACGAACUACGUAAGCGUGACAUUGCUCUCAAUGCAUACGAUUGUCAAUACCAACAGCUCAUGAGUGUCAUCUGCGAGCUCAACCAGAAAUAUGGCAAUCAGCGUGGCGAGUGUCCUGGCUUUGAUUGCAAUCAGGCAUGCCCCGAAAUUGGCGAUGAUUUGGCCUUCUAUACGGGUUGCACGCUCGAGCAUAUUAUGACUGAAAUGGGCAAACAGUCGGAAUGCUUCAAGAAGAUGAGCCAGGAUAAGUAUCCUGGUGGGCGCAAUAUCAAUUCCCUUGAUGACUGCGUGUGCGAAAUGGAUCGCAUGACGGAUAUGCUAAAGCAGAAGGAUGCUCAACUGGGCGAGCUAAUGGAUGAAAACGAAUGCAUGUGCGAGGCUGCCAUUGAGAACAAUAAGCGACUGAAUCAAUUGGAUGAGAAAGUACGCCAACUUGAUAAGGACACCAAGGAUAUGGAGGAUGGCAUGCGUGAAAGCAUUGGCCUAAUAAAUGAUAUCGGUGAUGUGGCAAGGGAAAACGAAAGAUUAAAGGACCGUGUGGGCGACUUAAAAGAUGGAGAGCUACAAAAACUGUUGGACGAUUUGAAAAAGCAGCUACAAGAUUGCACGGAAAAGAAACAGCUUUGCGAGGAAAUCAACUCUGGGCUGAAAGUCGCAUUAAGAGAUCUAGGAGGAGAUCCUGAUGCAAUUGAAAACGCGAUAAAGAAAAAGGCGGAGGAGAGAAAGCGAGCUGAAGAAGCUGGCAAGUCGGGAGCUGGUAGUAGACCUGGCGAACAAAUUUCUGGCGAGCCUGGUAGCAGACCGGGUGAGCCCGGCAGUGGUCCAGGUGGAGUAGGAGCACCCGGCACGGUACCUGGAAGUAGACCUGGAGAAGAAGAAGAGGUUGUAAUCGGACCAGACGGGAAGCCCGUUCUCGGACCAGACGGUAAGCCUCUUACUAGAAAGGCCGGAGAACCUGGCACACAGCCUGGAAGUAGACCUGGAGAGAAAGCUGGAGAGCCCGGUAGCCAGCCUGGUGGGCCCGGUAGCCAGCCUGGAGGGCCCGAUAGCCAGCCUGGAGGACCCGGUAGCCAACCUGGAGGGCCCGGUAGCCAGCCUGGAGGGCCUGGUAGUCAGCCUGGAGGGCCCGGUAGCCAGCCUGGAGGGCCUGGUAGUCAGCCUGGAGGGCCGGGCACUGUACCUGGUAGUAGACCUGGGGAAGAAGAGAUUGUAAUCGGACCAGACGGGAAGCCCGUUCUCGGACCAGACGGUAAGCCUCUUACUAAAAAGGCCGGAGAACCUGGCACACAGCCUGGAAGUAAACCUGGCGAGAAAGCUGGAGAACCCGGCUCUCCUGGUAGCAAGCCCGGAGAGAAAGGUGGACAGCCCGGCGCUGCUCCUGGCAGUAAACCCGGAGAGAAAGCAGGACAGCCCGGCACCCAAUCCGGUAGUAAACCCGGAGAAGAAGAAGACGAGAUUGUUAUCGGCCCUGACGGUAAGCCUGUUCUCGGGCCAGACGGUAAGCCUCUUACUAAAAAGGGAGGAUCAGGUGCUGGUGCAGAUGGCAAAGGUGGUGAAGGCGACGGCGGCGGAAAGGCUGGUGGAAAAGGAGGUGCGGCAGCCGCAGCUGCGCGUAAAAAACAACAGCAGGCUGGUAAAAAGGGUGGCAAAUCAGCUGAUGAGCCUACUGAGGGUCAAUUUGACGCGUUUGUGAAAAAUACUGUGAAAACAUUAGCGGCUGGCGAAAUUGAUGGUGCUGGCUUGGAAAGAGAGUUACGCAAAAUACUCGAUAUGUUCAUAGACGAGUGUGGGUUCUGCUUUUGCAAGUGUAACAUUCCCAAGAGUCGCUUCUAUGCCAUUUGCCAUAAGCUCUAUCAUCAUGGCCUACACACUCUGGACUUUAAGGAUCUGGCGUAUAUGCAUAAGCGUAUUUUUGCUGCGGCUGAGAACAUUCUACCCGGCUGCCUGUUCAAUAUGAUUAUGAAGGACAUGAUGGCUUGCAACCCACGUGCCCUAGCUAUGGAACCCACUUGCAAUUCAAACACCAAAGCCUCUGGUGGCGACCAACAAUGCUGCACUUGCAAGAGUGCGCUGUGCUGCGAUGAUAGCGAGGAGAAGCUGAUGAUGAAAGUUAUGCGCUUGGAGAAGGACAUAGAGAACGCAAAGCAUUGCUUGAAAAAUCUCAAAAGCAUUCCAUCCAAUCUUUCUAUCCGGGGCUAUCGCAUGGAUGCUGGUGACUGCCACGCCGAAGAACGUAUACUGCGUCUCUCGGCUAGUGGAAACGUUCAUGGCACCAAUAGUAGCUUUAAGAAGAUCCGUCGCAUGCAGCAUGUGGGCUUUGCUACCGACAACUAGAUAUUGUUUUGUUUCUUGU